GACACAGUCAACCGUCAACCAAUCACAUACACAAAGUCCUUCCCGUAAAUCCUUGAUUCCUUCAGAAAUAAAAACCCAAAAAUGGAUUUUAAUUUUGGCGAUUUGAAAAAAGAAACCAACUCGGCCGUCGAAAACAUUUUUGACCGUGCUGACGAUGCCAAGAAACACGCCCAGGAUAUGUUGGGCAGCAUUGAUGACGUUUUAGGUGGUGGUGUUGAAAAAACUGACACUGUUAAAUCGGAUGGCAUGGUAGAUCCAUUGGACCCCCAAGCUUUCGUACAACGUAUGUCAGCUGGAGCCAAGGAGGCCCAAGAGGAAUUGGAUGCCAAAUUUUCAAAGAACACCAAUGAUUUAGAAGAUUUCCUUGGUCAGACCACAAACAGUGUAAAACAAGGUGUGGCUUCGUUGACCAAUGAUUUCAUGAAUGCUGAACGUGGUUUUAAGGACCAGGCAGGAGAUGCUGCGAAGGAAAUUGAAAAGAAGGCAGCCCAGGCUGUUGAUGAUAUAUUCGGACACUUUGGUGGCGGUGACAAUAACUUUAAGCCCUCAGCUCCAGUAGAGGGUGUAGCCAAAAGUGCAAACAGCCAAUUAAACGACUUUGACGACGAUGAUGAUGAUGAACCGGCUGCCAUGACAACAUUCGGCAAAACAGCUGCAACAGGCAUUGCGGCUAGCAACAAAGAUUCCGACAAUGAUUCACCUUCCAUUUCGUACAAUCCUUCUCCAGCCAAGAAGCUACCAUCCGAUGCUCUAAAGGAGCAGGACAAUGAGAAAUUCAUUUCCAGUGAAGAUCUUUUGGGUGAUUUCAAAGAUGAACGUACCGCAACACCCGACUCUCAGGCAUCCGGCAAUAACUAUUCAGCACCAUUGGCUAAAUUGCAAGAACCAAAAACAACAGAUCUGGAUGCAGAUGAUUUCGAUGAUGAUUUUGUUCAGGCUGAAAUUCCUAAACAAGUUGAAGAGAAAAGCGCACCAGUUGUUGAACCGACACCACCCGUACCAGUACCAACUCCAGCGGUGGCUAAACCCGUUCCUGUUACAAUGGAACCGGUAAAAGAACAGCCAGCGCCUGUAUCAGAAAUUAAAAAGGAGACACCAGCACCGGUUGCUGCUCCGACGACUGCUCCUACUCCAGUAGUUACGAAACAAGCAUCGGCUCCUAAGCCCCCGACUACAACAACAACAUCGAAGACAACACAGCAACAACAACAGCAACCCAGUAUUGUAUCGGUUGAGGAUAUUUUCUAUAAAUAUGGUUUGGACGCUUGGUUUAAGCCGGAGCGCUUACAUCCACGAGUGGAGUCGCUCAUCUAUUGGCGUGAUGUGAAAAAAUCCGGUAUUGUUUUUGGUGCUGGCCUUGUCACCCUUUUGGCUAUCUCAUGUUUCUCCGUCAUCAGUGUUUUCGCCUAUUUGUCACUACUGCUUUUGGCCGGCACAAUUGCAUUCAGAAUCUACAAAUCCGUAAUGCAAGCCAUACAAAAGACCUCAGAUGGACAUCCCUUCAAAGAAUACUUGGAAUUUGACUUGACCUUGUCACAGGAGAAAAUCCAAAAUAUUGCCGGUGUUGCUGUUGCCCACAUAAAUGGUUUCACAGCUGAAUUGAGAAGAUUAUUCUUGGUUGAAGAUUUGGUCGAUUCCAUUAAAUUCGGUGUUAUUUUGUGGGUUAUGACCUAUAUUGGAGCCUGGUUCAAUGGCAUGACAUUGGUUAUUUUGGCCUUUGUCUCCUUGUUCACAUUGCCCAAGGUCUAUGAAAACAACAAACAAUCCAUUGACACUUAUUUGGAUUUGGCCAGAAGCAAAGUAGCUGAAGUUACUGAGAAAAUCAAAGCAGCCAUUCCCAUUGGCAACAAGAAGCCAAUUGCUGCCGAAACAGAUAAGGACAAGUAAACCGUAACAACAACAAAACAACAGAAACGCAACCAUUAUUUAAAUGAUAUACAUUUGUAUUAACAUCGUUAGAAGUAAACAAAGAAAUGAACGCAAAUUUUUACCCAAAUUGCAAUUACUUUUCUUUUUUGUGUUUAUAAGAAAAUUAAUAAAAAAAAUCCAAAAUUAAUUUAUAUAUAAUAAACAAA
Molecule: messenger RNA, 2075 nt
Organism: Musca vetustissima
Lineage: Eukaryota; Metazoa; Arthropoda; Insecta; Diptera; Muscidae
Gene: Rtnl1
Product: reticulon-1
Exons: 6
Coding region: 82-1887 (601 amino acids)
Source: RefSeq, a predicted model, not a curated record